Messenger RNA from Spodoptera exigua (beet armyworm), 1720 nucleotides. The record is from the annotation of a GenBank genome assembly. Lineage: Eukaryota; Metazoa; Arthropoda; Insecta; Lepidoptera; Noctuidae.
CUUUUCUGAUAAAACUGACAAUAUGAACAAAGAUAGAUAAUAAUUUAUUGAACAUCAACCUGAAGACUACUAUAAAACAGUAGACAUGAUUAUUACUAUCGGUAGUGCAGAGUGAGGCAUCUUCAAAGAUGCGUACAGUGUUAGUGCUAGUAGCUGUCGUGGCCGCUGUGACGGCGUUGCCGACUGAAAUACCAGAGCCGGCGCAACUGGCUUUGGUUCUCGGCGAAGAAGAGUUUGAAGACUAUCUUGAUGCUUGGCUAGAGCUUGAACAGAACCGAGCUGCUAAUUAUUCUAAUGUUGAAGCUGGUCCUAGAAGCGGAUGUACGUUCAGAGUAAAUGGUGAUCUCGGUCAACCACAGCCGGUGUACAUCCGAGGCAACAGAUUUAUGGCUCCCAACGGCAACACUGGUCAAAUUCGUCUCAACACUGGUGAACAAGUAGUGAUUGCUUGUACAGGCUCCGGAAGAGCUAUUCGACAUCCUAAUAUUGCUGCUUCAAGGAAUGUUGCAACAGCAACCUGUGUGAGCAACAACCUCGUCUCCGGUGCUGGUUGGUUGAAUGGGAACGGAGCUUUUGGUCAGCUUACAUGUUCAGCACACUCAAACGAAGAGGCUCAAUGGACUAGCACGCGUUGCUGGAAUAACAAUUUGGUUAUUCGUGUCGGUUUCAUCGUCAACAAUGUUUUCUACCCACUGUACUGGUCUUGUUUCAACCAAAAUCGUCUAGAAGUAUUGUAUGUCUGGUAUGAUCAGACUCGUGAGAAUGCUGUUCACCAAACUGGCGUAGACAGACCUAACUGGCAAGCUGGAAACUUCUUUCCCGGUGUUGCUGUCAACACCAUGUAUACUCAAAACAACCAGCGGACUGUCGUUACGCGAUAUGUUGGAGCGAAUUUAGCUAACCGCUAUAUUACUAACCACCAGUUUAUGUCUCGUGGUCAUCUUGCUGCUAAGAGUGACUACGUCUUCGCUACCGGUCAAAGAGCCACUUUCUACUUCAUCAACGCUGCUCCUCAAUGGCAGCCAUUCAAUGCUGGUAACUGGAACUCACUGGAACAGAACCUCCGCGCUCGUAUUGGAGCUGCCGGCUACAACACCGUUAUCUACACUGGAACUUUCGGCGUGACCCAGCUGCGUGACCAGAACAACCGCUUUGUCGACAUCUACUUGGUACCUGAACGCAACCAGAUCCCUGUACCACUUUACUUCUACAAGGUGGCAUAUGAUGCAUCUCGGAGACUCGGUACUGCAUUCAUUAGUAUUAACAACCCUUACUACACGUUGGCGGAGUGUCGCGCUCGUCAGUUCUGCACGGACCGCUGCCGCAACAACAGUGCGUUCAACUGGCUCCGUUGGCAGCCUGACCGCAUCGACAUCGGAUACAGUUUCUGCUGCACCGUCGAUGACUUCAGAAGAACUAUUCCUCACCUGCCUUCUUUCUCAACCAAUGGACUUCUAACAUAAACCGCUACAACAAUGACUUCUACUCUAUUUUACUACGUGCGUUAAAUAAAGAGAGAAAGAGACAGAGAGAAAAACAAAUGAAAUAAAAAUGAAUGAAAUGAUUAUGAUCAGUAUUUCACAAUUAUUGCGCUUUGUAAAAUUAAUCCUCAUUUCAAAAUUAUUAUCACGAUACAGAUAAGUGUACCUAAUUAACAUUGGGAAUUAACAAAAUAUAAGUAAAACUGUAUAUCUAGAGGUAUAGGUAUAUAAAUCCUUAA